Molecule: messenger RNA, 3450 nt
Organism: Mobula hypostoma (lesser devil ray)
Lineage: Eukaryota; Metazoa; Chordata; Chondrichthyes; Myliobatiformes; Myliobatidae
Product: circularly permutated Ras protein 1-like
Exons: 20
Coding region: 196-2478 (760 amino acids)
Biological process (GO): endoplasmic reticulum to Golgi vesicle-mediated transport; COPII-coated vesicle cargo loading; intracellular protein transport
Cellular component (GO): endoplasmic reticulum exit site; COPII vesicle coat
Molecular function (GO): SNARE binding; zinc ion binding
Source: RefSeq, a predicted model, not a curated record
GACAGAGAGAGCGAGAGCAGGGGCGGGAUCGCCCGAGGUCCGAGUCCAGUACAGCCGGCGCCUCCCCAGCCUGCGGACUGAGUGCCGGAGCUUUCAAUCGGACCGGGCCGAGUUUUCCAGGAUACGGCGAAGAACCCGAGGGAGGGGAGAGCACAAGGCAGGUUUGACCACUGCAAGCUUCUGUGAAAGAAGAAGAUGGAGUUUGCCAGCAGCCACUUCUACAUUCGAAGUCCAGCUGACACGAAUCACACCAAGCAGCCCGGUGGAAUUUGCCCCUCGGGGUCCGAGAGCAGUGAUGGGAUUGGGCAGGGACUUCCCGUCUACGACCCCGUGGCGACCUGCGGCCCAGCCCCAGAAGGACAACAGCCGGUAACCUCUCCACUCUACGACCAGGUGUAUGAGCCUUGCCGGCUGAAUCCAUGGGUGUGUGAAGGAGGUGUCGGGGGCGGCGACCCUAUCUACCUCAACAGCAACUCCAUGCCUGUGGUCACUCCUUCCGCACCUGCCGCCGAAAGCGGAUUGGGGCUCAGCCCACACACUGGGGGCAAGGACUGCAGCAGUGUUGCUGAAAGUAGGAAGGCUUCAGACCCCCAAGCUGGGCAGCAUUUCUCCGACACACCACCAGUGCCUCCACCCAGACUUCCCCGGCACAGGAUAGCCCAAGGUGUGCCGCCUCCCCUCCCGCCCAGGCCUCCCAACAUGAAGAAGGCGGCUGAGUACCUGGAGGUGCUGGAGUCGAGCCCUGGCCCGUGGACCGCCCCAGGAGCCAGGCCCCCGGCGUCCGCACCCCCUCUGCCAGAUAGACCAGCUCUGACUCCCAAAGCCCAGGAGUUAACUGAGAAUACCAAUGUGGUGCUGGUGAAUUUGGGAAAACUGGUCGACAUCAAGGAUGUGAAAGGACAGCAGGGAUCUCCGACCUACUGCCUGAACUGCUCAGCUGCCACGUCCUCUUGCAGCAGCCUACAGGAGCACCACGCCACGAUAUGGAAAUGUGAAUUCUGCAACCAUAGCAAUGUCAUGGAUUAUCGGUUUAGCAAAGACACGUGCAGCGAUGACCAGCUGUAUAUUCACAUCCCAGACCCGGUGAUCUCCACGGAUAGCGAUGAUCCGGUGGUUGUGUUCUGCGUGGACAUCUCUGGCAGUAUGAGUGUGACGUUCGAGCAGGUGACUGGAAAGAGCAACAACAAAUCCCUCUACAUAUCCAGGUUACAGGCUGUCCAAGAGGCAGUGAACCAGUCACUCGACUAUCUGUUUGAAACGUCACCCAGGACAAGAGUUGCUUUGGUUACUUUCAACAAUGAGGUAACAAUCUAUGGGGACGGGCUGGGCACUCCGCGGACCCUGGAGGACUUUGAAUUAAUCGAUCAGGAGUACCUGAAGACGAAGGGGGCCGAGGAGGCCCUGCCACAGUGUAUCUCGGACAGCAGAGAUGCUCUCCGUCGCAGGGUGCAGCUAUUGCAGGAAUGUGGUUCCACUGCACUCGGCCCAGCUGCACUCGUAUCCAUAGCGAUGGCCUCGCGGAAAUCGGGUUCAAAGGUUAUAAUCUGUACAGACGGCCGAGCAAACACCAUCCUGGGCAACCUGGAGGAUAUUAAGGAAGAUCUGAUUUAUCAAAGCUCCAAACGGUUCUACAGUCACCUUGCUGAAUACGCAGUGAAGCAGGGGGUGAUCAUCUCGGUGUUGACAAUCAAGGGCACAGAUUGCAGGUUACCCGAGCUGGGACAGCUGGCUGACAAAACAGGAGGAAAGGUGAACAUCACCAAUCCAGCCAGUUUAUACAACGAAUUUGAGCUCAUUUUAGAAGACGAUGUCAUUGCCACGAAUGUCACUAUCACCUUCUUCGCUGACGCUGGCCUGUAUUUUAAGUAUGAAGACAACAUCAGCAACAAAUACGUGAAAGAAAUUGGGAAUGUGGUCAAAGAUAUGGCCAUCACCUUUGAGUUUGGAAUCAAAGACAUGGAGCGAGAGGAACUUCUGAAGAAAACUGCACUCCCCUUCCAACUUCAGCUGGGCUUUGCACUCCCAGACGGACGCCAUGUCUACAGGAUCGUUACUCAGGAAAAGCCUAUGACCAGCCACAGUGCCGUUGUUAAGGAGAGCAUAAACCUCAGCGUUCUCCAGAUUCACGCUGCACAGACCAGUGCCCGCCUGGCCAUGGAUGGCAGGAUGCAGGAUGCGCAGGAGACCGCCUUCACCCAGAAGGAACUGAUGGAAGACGUUCUGUCCCGAAGGAACGACGUGGAGCAGGAGGCGAUCUAUGAAAGUUGGGUGCAGUCCAUGAGCCCUAUUUACAGUGGUCUCAACCACCUCCAGCAGGAUAACGCGGCAACACAUCCCGUGUAUGAAGCAGUGCGCACCAAGGGAGACAGAGACUCAGUCGUUAAGUCUCUUACCGAUGAUGUUGCCAAUGUGGUUUAUCGGCUGAAGAAUGCAAAAAAGAAAAUGUUCAAGAAACCAAAGUUCCUGGUACCCCUCUGACACUUGCGGAUAGUUUGCCAGGACUGAACACUGCAGCAGUCUGAGAAAACCAGUCAAGCCUUUCCCUCCCACAGUCAGGGAGAGGCAGUAUAUUCUAGCUGCGUCUGAUUCCAAAAUUAUUCUACGUUAUACCAGUGAGCGUCUGGUACCAAACGGGCUAAAACAGCGUCCAUAAAAUCCAGACAAGUUUCCAGUUUCCCAUCAUCUCCCCUGUGCUGGAAACUACGGGAUAAAGAACAACAACUGUCAGACUCGACAUGACCUGGCUGAACUGAGGCAGGAAGUCAUGGACUUGAGAGUCAUCUCAGGACUUGAUCUCACAAUGUUUGCGGAGCUGGGAGAAUUUGUUCUGCUGUACUGUUGAACAUUAAAUGGGAUUAUGUAGGUGGAUAGGGUGGGGUGUGGACCGCGUGGGGCUAAGGGCCUGUUUCUUUUCUCUAUGACUGUGUCUCCUUGAUGUGGGUUUGGCUGUUGAGCUGUAGGUUAAAGAUUCCUUGUCAAUAUUCUUCAGUGUCAGGACUUUCCUCCGUAUCACCAGCAUCAAUAGUUCAUUCACCUUGCUGCCUUGAGACAGUCGUUCAACUGAUUGUACCGGUACUGAUUAAUUGUCCCUGAGUUUCAGGGGACUGGGGGACAGUGGAUGCUACUUAACUACAAGUCUAUCCAGUGGAGAGUCUGGAUUAUAUACAACAAUAAAGCGAUGUCCAGCUGCCAGUACUCACUAUUUGAGUGGUGGGUCCUUCCUCCUUAUCAAGGGGGAGAUGCUUCACAGACUACAAAAAUAUUUCAAACACAGAUACAAUUCUUACAAAUAUAAAAAGAACAUAUGAACAAUUUGAAUACAAAUGAAUUGUCCAACACAGAAACUGAAGGUUGAAUGAAUUCUAGUUCUUCUGUCUUUCUGUUGUUCUCCUUGUCAUUCCCAACAAUCCCCAAUGCUUUCUAAUAUUUAUACUGUUUUGGCAUUAUUUG